AUGAACAAGGAACUCUUUAAGCUGGUUUCUAUUGAAGAAGUAAGACAGGCUGUUUUCUCCAUCCCCGCUGACAGUGCCCCGGGCCCCGAUGGAUUUGGCGGUGCUUUUUUCACUAGUUACUGGGAUAUCAUUCAGGCUGAUCUAUUUGUAGCAUCUUUGGAUUUCUUCAGUGGAGGAAAAAUUCCGAGGGCUAUCCAAUGCACGUUAAUCACUCUCAUCCCAAAGAAGAAAGAUCCAGAGUCUCUUGCCGAUUACAGACCCAUCAGCCUGUGCAACUGCAUCAUGAAGAUUUUCUCCAAAAUUAUGGCCUCCAGGUUGGCCCUCAUCCUCCCUCAUCUCAUCUCAAAAGAACAAAGUGCCUUUACUCAUGGCAGAUCUAUAAUUGAGAACAUCACCUUAGCCAGGGAAAUGGCUCUUAACCUCGAUCGCAAGGUGUUUGGUGGGAACUUGAUUAUCAAAGUUGAUAUGGAGAAAGCUUAUGAUCGGUUGGAGUGGGGUUCAUCGUCCAGGUUAUCCAAUGUCCACAUGCUGCUUAGAUUCAUCACUCAGUACGAAAAUGCAUCCGGUCAAAAGAUGAACAUUGCCAAGACGUCUUUCAUUGUCCCGAAGAACUACACCAGAACCAAAGUCCAGAAGCUCAGCACAAUAACUGGUUACAAGCAGGCUUUGCUCCCUUCUAUGUAUCUUGGAGUGCCAUUAUCCAAAGGGAGAAUCCCGGCCCCGCAGCUUCACCAGCUUGUCCAAAGGAUCAUUCGCAGAAUCGACGGGUGGAAAGCGAAGCUCCUGAAUCAAGCAGCCAAGCUAGUCUUAAUCAAGCACGUCCUCUCUAGCAUUCCCAUCCGUAUGCUUGCCGCUAUCAACAUCCCUAAAUCAGUAUCCAAAUCAAUCAACAGGGCGAUGGCUAACUUCUUUUGGGGUUCUUCUGAAAAAGGCAAUAAGAGGCACUGGGUUAAUUGGCAGUCGGUGUGCACUCCAGUUCUUGAAGGAGGACUGGGCAUCAGAACCUUCGAGGACAUCUCUCGGGUGAUCAGAAUCAAGAUGGGUUGGCAGCUUCUGCAAGGCGGGUCCUUAUGGGCAAAGUUCACUUCAACCAGGUACUUCCGGAAGUUCAUUGCCUCAAAUGGUGUUAAUGGCCAACUCUCCUCGUCUUCCUGGAAUGAGAUUUUUCAAAGUCCUGCAGUUUACUAUCAGCCACUCCAGAUGGCUGAUCAGGGAAGGGAAUUUCAGCCUGUGGCACCAGAAUUGGUCAGGCCACGGCUUGUUAACAGGCGCCACCGAUAA
Magnolia sinica is the source of this 1281-nucleotide messenger RNA. RefSeq lists its product as uncharacterized. NCBI's taxonomy places the organism in Eukaryota, Viridiplantae, Streptophyta, Magnoliopsida, Magnoliales, Magnoliaceae. The coding region runs from base 1 to 1281 and encodes 426 amino acids. The record is from RefSeq and is a predicted model, not a curated record. The transcript is spliced from 2 exons.